UAAAUAAAAAUAAACAAAAUCAUCAUUACGUGAAGUCUUUUUUUAUAUUACUCUUUGAGUUCGAUUGUUUUUACAAUUUUUUUCCAUCAUGCAAGUUCAUCCCAAUUUUGUGAAUCGUUUUGAAGGUGUUACUUUUCCUGUCAAAGUGAAAUACUGUGGUGAAUGUGGUCUACCAAUUGAAUAUUGCUCAUAUUUUCCUGAUUAUGAAAAGUGUAAAAUUUGGUUAGAGAAAAAUUUACCAAGCGAUUUUGAAAAGUUACUUGAUGUUAGUGGAGGUGCUGAAGGUGGUGAUGGUGAUGAGACAGGUGAAGGUGGCAAAAAGUCAGGCAGACAAAAACGUGGAGGCAAAGGAAUAGUGAAAACGAAAAAGAAGGCUGAAGUUGAUAGGCAUAUUGGUUUAUGGAGAGCUAAUCGCGGCAAGAAAAAAUAUGUUACUAUUGUUAGCGGAUUAACAACCUUUGAAAUUGAUUUAAAAGAAGCUUCCAAAUUUUUUGCCGGAAAAUUUGCUUGUGGAUCAUCAGUGACUGGUAAUGAAGUUGUUAUCCAAGGAGAUGUAAAAGAUGAUCUGUUCGACAUAAUUACUGAGAAAUGGCCUGAGGUUGAUGAAGAUUCAAUCGAGGAUAUGGGUGAAAAGAAGAUCUAAAUGGAGAUUAUGUUACACGUGGAAUAUCAAUUGACUUUUAACGUCUUACCGCGGCAAAUCAUCAAACUAUAAACUCACACAAAUAUCUGCUCAAAUAAUUGUAUAAAAUUUAAUCGAUUAAAGUUUGAUUUGAGACUUUA
This is a messenger RNA of Tetranychus urticae (two-spotted spider mite), 783 nucleotides long. It is a transcript of the gene DENR, whose product is annotated as density-regulated protein. Gene Ontology annotation, molecular function: translation initiation factor activity; mRNA binding. The record is from RefSeq and is a predicted model, not a curated record. Gene Ontology annotation, biological process: translation reinitiation; formation of translation preinitiation complex. Lineage: Eukaryota; Metazoa; Arthropoda; Arachnida; Trombidiformes; Tetranychidae.